AUGGGUAAAGGUGUCAAGGGUGCCGCCUCUGGCGAGCAACAUGAGAACAUUGAGAUGUUCGACACUGCUCAACAGGGAAGCUACAUGGACCGCCGCGACAUGACCAAGGAUCAAAUGGAGGAUGCUGUCCGCUCUGGUAGUGUUCCUCACGUUAACACCAGCGAAGCCGUCGAUAUCGCAAAGAACGGCGGCUGGGAAGUCGAUGCCCUUAUGACAGAGAUGCAGAAUGAAAUCAACGCCCAGGGUGGAGAAAACAACGGCCACUUCGAUCUCCAGUUCAAGAACCCCAAACACUUUACUUGGCUCAUCGUUGCUUUCGCCAGUAUGGGAGGCAUGUUGUCUGGAUUGGAUCAGUCGCUCAUUUCCGGUGCCAACCUCUUCCUUCCCAAGGAUCUUGGUCUCAACGAUCGCCAGAACAGUCUGGUCAACUCUUCCAUGUCUCUCGGGGCUGUCGGUGGUGCUAUUAUUCUCUCUCCUGCUAACGAAUACCUUGGACGUCGCUGGGCUAUCAUCUUCUCGUGUGUCCUCUACACCGUCGGCGGUGCUCUUGAAGCUGCUGCCCAGGAUUACGCCAUGAUCAUCACUGCUCGUAUCAUUCUCGGAUUUGGUGUUGGUCUUGAAGGUGGUACCGUUCCUGUCUACGUCGCUGAAACUGUCGAGAGAAGACUUCGCGGAAACAUGGUCUCUCUCUACCAAUUCGCCAUCGCCUUUGGCGAAGUCCUUGGUUACGCUGUCGCUGCCAUGUUCGUUACAGUAAGUCACUUCCCUGUUCAGCAAUCACAAAGAACUUGCUGCUAA
Aureobasidium vineae is the source of this 798-nucleotide messenger RNA. The record is from the annotation of a GenBank genome assembly. Lineage: Eukaryota; Fungi; Ascomycota; Dothideomycetes; Dothideales; Saccotheciaceae.